GUGGGGGGAGUGAAAAAGCCCGGAGCCCGCUGGAGGUGGAGCCAGAUCCCCUCAGCUCAGCUGCUGCGCCUUGUCACAUUUCUGCACAAUAUGAUCGCCGCUCUCCUUGCUGUGGGAACAAUUUCUCUCUCUACAAACACGAAGCAGGCGGUGCAGCCGGGAGUCUGAGUGAGAGCGAAAGGAAGCCGCCGGGUUGCUGCACAGGAGAGGAGGGGACGGCGGUGGCUGGUGGUGGAGGGGGAAGCUGACAAGGAGUCCAGCCGCGGCGGAUCGGGCGCUAACGGGACAACCGAGCGGAACCCAGCCCGGAGGACGGACUGCAACUCCGCGGAAUCUUAACGCCUCUGUCCCGGAUCGGAUUUAUUCCUGCUCUGCUGUCUGGGAUUUAAUUGGGGUUCGCAGCGCUGACGGAGCCUUGUUUAAAUGUUGCUCCGACUCCGAUCGAGGCCGACCUGAGCGGACCGGACCGGACCGGACAGGACAGAUCCAUUUCUGCUGAACUUCCCUCGGUUCGGCUUGGUGUAUUCUCUGUGCUUUUUUUUUUCUUUCUUUCUUUCUUCCUUUUUCUUGGUGCUGCUCCGUCGGACACAAUGCGGACUGCUUUUUAAAAUCUCCUCAAACGAGGUUGAUGUCUUUUUUUUAAAUAUAUUUUUUAUUUUGCUGCUGUUGUUGCGGUUCCUGCAGGAAGAUGCCAGAUGUCCAGGUCGUCCCGCUGUGUUUGGAUCUAUCACUUUUCCCUCGAUCUUGAUGCCGUUUCCCCCCUCGCUCUUCCCUCCAUCUGAGCCCAUCUACCUCUGAGCACCGCUCCGUGUUUUCAGCGCCUCUCCCCGCCGCCGCCGCCUCUCUGCCGCGUAUGAUGUACGAGAGCGUGGACGUUGUGGGACUGAAUCCCAGCCCGAACCCGUUUUUAAUGAUGGAUUAUUACAACCAGAGCAGAGGAUGCUUGAUCACUGAGAAGGGGCUGGUGCCCGGGGCGCCCCAUCCUUACAGCACGUCCAUCAGGAACCAGCACUGGAACGGCUCCAAUCACUCAAUAGAGACCCAGAGCACCAGUUCAGAAGAGAUAGUGCCAAGCCCGCCCUCGCCUCCCCCGCCGCCCCGCGUCUACAAGCCCUGCUUUGUGUGCCAGGACAAGUCCUCAGGGUACCACUAUGGUGUCAGCGCCUGUGAAGGCUGCAAGGGAUUCUUUCGGAGAAGCAUCCAGAAGAACAUGGUGUACACUUGUCACCGGGAGAAGAACUGCAUCAUCAACAAAGUCACCCGCAAUCGCUGCCAGUACUGUCGGUUACAGAAGUGCCUGGAAGUUGGGAUGUCUAAGGAGUCGGUGAGGAACGACCGGAACAAGAAGAAGAAGGAUGAGAAGAAGCAGGAAUGCACGGAGAGCUACGUGUUGAGUCCCGACACGGAGCAGAUGAUCGACAGGGUUCGCAAGGCGCACCAGGAUACUUUCCCCUCUCUCUGCCAGCUGGGCAAAUACACUACGACUAACAGCUCAGAAAGGCGCGUGUCUUUGGACGUAGACCUGUGGGACAAGUUCAGCGAACUGUCCACCAAGUGCAUCAUAAAGACGGUGGAGUUCGCGAAGCAGCUGCCGGGCUUCACGACGCUCACCAUCGCCGACCAGAUCACUCUGCUCAAAGCCGCCUGUCUGGAUAUUCUGAUACUGCGCAUCUGUACACGUUACACACCAGAGCAAGACACCAUGACCUUCUCAGACGGCCUCACACUAAACCGAACCCAGAUGCACAACGCCGGCUUUGGUCCCCUCACUGACCUGGUGUUUGCCUUCGCCAACCAGCUCCUGCCUCUGGAGAUGGACGACGCAGAAACGGGGCUUCUUAGCGCCAUCUGCCUGCUGUGUGGAGAUCGGCAAGAUUUAGAAGAAGCAGACAAAGUGGACAUCCUGCAGGAGCCCCUGCUGGAGGCCCUGAAGAUUUAUGUACGGAAGAGGAGGCCCCACAAACCUCACAUGUUCCCCAAGAUGCUGAUGAAGAUUACUGAUCUGAGGAGCAUCAGUGCUAAAGGAGCGGAACGCGUCAUCACACUGAAGAUGGAGAUCCCUGGAUCCAUGCCGCCUCUCAUCCAGGAGAUGCUGGAGAACUCUGAGGGCCUGGAGAGCGGCGCCGCAGGCAGCAGGCCCAGCGCCGCCGCCCCAGGCAGCUGCAGCCCCAGCCUAUCCCCCAGCUCGGCCCAAAGCAGUCCAGCCACACAGUCACCGUAGAGACGGCCCCCUCGUUUUCAUCGUUUUUUUCUCUUCAUGUCGUCUCCCAACAGAAAGGAGGGGGGGAGGGGCAAAGGAAGGUGGGCUUCGAUCCUAACUGCUGAUCACAGGAGACUGGCGGAGACGCCUCCUUCUCUCCACCACACUCCAUCCUCCCACCACCCGACACAAGUCCACAUCUCCUGAUCUGCUUGCUGUCACUGUGGAACACUGCUCGGACAGGAGGGGGAAUGCACGGGGGGGUUGAGCCUGGGACGGACCGGACCGGACCAGACCAGACCGGACCGGGAUGGGACGAGAGAUGAACCCCGUAAACACCGACUCCUCCUCCUUUUCCUCCACCUUCCUCAGAGUCACAGACUUUAACAAGUUCGGAUGCAGGGACCUGUUCUGAAUGAGUGAGAGCAGCACAACGGGACGAAGACAUGGACAGGGACAGGGACAUGGACAUGGACGGAGACUGACUUGACAAACACCAGACACUUUGUUGUUGUUUCUCUGAGGCAGACUACAACGUUGAAGACCCCAGUCCUCAAAAGACUCUGGGUCUUUCCUCUGUUUUUUUUUUUUUUCUUUUGUGUUUCAUUUUCAAACAAAAAAACAACCAGAUUUUGUACAAAAGAUAUAUAAAUAUAUAUAGAAGAGUUAAGGAACUAUGGUGCUUGGCGUGUCCGGGAGCGAACGGCGGGCUGACACCAGGACGAGUUUACCGCGCUGAGAUUAGAACUUGUUGUACUCCUUCACUGUUUGAAUCUUUUUCAUACCUAUCAAAGAAUAAUGAGAGACGUUUCCGUUUCACGUUUGUAUAUUAUUCUUAAUAACAAGAUGAUAAACAACAAAAAAAAAAGACUUUGACAUUUCUCUGGAGUCGUACACAAACACAGAAACGUGCACAAGAAAACGAUGAAUAUCAGCUACUAUUCCAGGUUGGAUUUGUUUUCCCUUUAAUCUCUUUUUUUUCUGUUCUGUUUUCUUCCCUAGAGAAUGAAAAAAAAACUGAUUGUAUGAACUUGGUUGUAUGAUAUUGUCACAGGUCCUUUCAAGAAAUCAAAUUAAUGAAGAGUCAUUAUUAAGGUGUAUUUUAAGUGGCUUUGAGUUUGUGUAUAUAAGCUGUAUUCAUUUCUUUAAAACUAUGAAGAGUUUUAGGCCUCACAUGAUUUUUUUUUUUUUUUUUAAUUCCUCUUUUUGUGUUUUGUUCUAGUUUUUGUGAUUCAAGAAAAUACAUUUUUGAGCACAUUUUACUGAAGGAAGUUGUUUUCAUGCUUUGUGUCCUACUGGAGCGUGUUGGACGAGCCCUUCACCCGUCACUGUUCACACACUAUUUAAACAUCUGCCCCUUCCAUUCUACAGCUGUGUGUUUUCAUGGUGUGCAGAAUGAUAACUAGGCAUGGGCCGGUGUGAUGUUAUCACCGUCUGAGCUGAGAAAUGCCACCACAUCAAAGUGUUUACACAAAAACGUUGGUGUCAACAAGUCGAGAAAAAAAAAAUUUCUGGGGACAUUAAGAUGAAUAUGAUCACCUCCAUCUGCUUUAUCAGGAAUAAAAGUGCAUUUUUAACAA
Molecule: messenger RNA, 3780 nt
Organism: Poecilia reticulata (guppy)
Lineage: Eukaryota; Metazoa; Chordata; Actinopteri; Cyprinodontiformes; Poeciliidae
Gene: raraa
Product: retinoic acid receptor, alpha a
Biological process (GO): regulation of transcription by RNA polymerase II; cellular response to corticotropin-releasing hormone stimulus; retinoic acid receptor signaling pathway
Cellular component (GO): nucleus; transcription regulator complex
Molecular function (GO): RNA polymerase II cis-regulatory region sequence-specific DNA binding; nuclear receptor activity; nuclear glucocorticoid receptor binding
Source: RefSeq, a predicted model, not a curated record